AUGGCUCAAACUAUUGGCGUCAACCGCGAGGUUUCUGUCACGUCGGGCAAUGGCGGCAGCUAUCCUCCUCGCACAACCGUGUCAUCCUACACCUCGAAGCCUCCUCAGCAGCAGCAACAUCAGUCUCAGCCGCAGCUCAGCUCGACAACGCCAGCGGCACGUACCCGGCCUAGGGCAAAGUCAGCCUCCAACCUGCUCACCCGGCCCAGCCAGGACGUUGAAUUCCACGACGACACCCUCCUGGACCAGCAAGACCCUGAAGACCGGCAGGAUGGGCUUGCGGAGCUGAUCGACUUUCUGAGGAACCACGCGCCGCCGUCGGGCAACUUCAUGUCCAUCCCCGACGACAUCAGCGACGAGGACAGGGGCCGCUGGUACAGGCUGCGCAAGCUGGGCAGGAGGAGGAGCAGCAGAUCCCUCUCCAAGACACAGACCAUCCGGCUCCCGGACUCUGCAGUCUCGGGCAUCACCAUAGGCGGGCACCGGCAUAUCGCCAUCUCCAUCCCGCUCGACGCCUCACCCUUUGGCCGGACCCCCAGGUCGCAGUAUCCCGUCUAUCAGCACCGCAGUGUCAAGCCGCUCACGUCGAGAUACGCCCCUACGAGGGCUGUGCUCAACGACAAGGGCGUUGUCACGGUGCUCCGGACUGUCACGGAGGAUCGGGAGUCAUCCUCAACCAGUCCUGCCUCGUCGCAGAGUCCCGCAUCGGUAAACCACCAGAGACCUCAGAGCACCACCCUGGGAAGAGCAUACUCCCCUGGCGCUAUUAAUAGCAGCAGCCACGGAGACACGUCCGAGUACUUUAACGUCUAUAUCCCAGCGACGCCGCCGAGAGUGUUGUCGCCGGAUCAGGUCAAACAGUCCAAUGAGCAAUCUCGGGAGUUUCACGACUACGAUCAGUCAACUUCGACGCCGACAAAUUCGAAUAGGCGAGACAAUCUCCCAUCGCGAAACACCAGCAUGACGGGCGGUCGCUUUGUGCAUCCAGGGACGUCAUCUAUCGAUGCCAUGAUGUCUCAGCCAACCGAAGCUCAUCCAGCUCCUCUCUCAUUUAACAGACCCCCUUCCAAGGAGGGAUCUCAGUCACUCUCCAAGAGCAUCAUGACAACAAGCGAAAACGACCCAAUUGUUGCAGAGGCCAAGACAGUCGAGGCAAAGCCUGUUGCAGUAAAGGAGUCCCGGAUACGAUCGUCAACCAAGAAGACGGAGGAGACUCCAGUAACGGUCAUCACCACCAGCCCGCUGGGAAACUCGAGAGAGAAGCCCGAGAAGCCCAAGAAACAAGCAACAAAGGAUGAAAACUCACCUACUCCUUCAGUCAAGUCGACACAGAGUCGCCGUGAAAAGGUCCGGGACAAGAAGCGCAAGGACAUGGAGGCGCAACGCAUCAAGCGUCAGAGCCAGUUGAUCGUUACGACGGAGAUCAUGCCAGAGAGUGAUCAGGACAAGGCAAAAGAGAUAUCAAACGAGGAGGACACGGAGAAGCCUCCACCGGUACCUGUGAGGUCACCACAACGACAGAGCAUAUGUCCCAUCAUGGUUGUGGCAAAUGUCAAGCCAUCGCCGCCGCCAUCAUCAAAACUUCCUGAUAAAGCUCGAGAUCAACCUGAACCUGAAUCAAAGGAGACGACAGAGCCUUCAAAAUCAGAGCCCAAGACUGUACCAAAGACACCUUCAAAAGCUGCGCAGGAGGAUCUGUCCAGCAGCACUACUUCACCACCUCGACCAUACGUGGAGAGUUCAAGCAAUCCAACCCCUCCCCAGUCUGCGCAUGGAUCACCAGCCCACAAGAAGACGGGGUACGACCGAACUUCACUCUCACGACGACGAGAGUGGAACGCAGCUCGAGAGCAGGAGCGUAAGGUUCGAGAGGCCAGGGCGAUGAGCCCCCGAUCAAAGGCGAGGAAGCUGGUCAUGACGAAGGAGGAAACCGAGGAGAACAAGGUCCCCAUGAUGGAGAAGGAGGUCCUACGCCGCUACGAGGCGUACCGCGAGUAUCGAAUUCGAGAGAUGGAGCGAAGAGUCCGUCGACUGGAACGCAACGGCGACGUAUGGCUACGAGCACUCGUGCCCGUCCUCGACAACCUAAACCGUACCCUAGCCAACGUCCACGAGGACCAACAACCCCGACGCGCCCAAGGCUGGGUCUCUGACGAGGAGCUACCCCGUCAGCGCAGCCCUCAGGGAAGGCCAUCACGUCAAACCAGCCGAGGCCGGAUGCUGGCUCGACCAGGAGGCACGUCGGAGCGAGAGUUCCUGGAGCAGCUGGUCAGGACAAAGGAGGAGCUGGAGGCAGGAAACGUGAGCGAUGACAUGAGUGGAUUUGACACGAUCGAGCCGCUGAUGAGGGAGCUAGCUGGACGAUCGCGACUGAGCUUUGAGGCCAGGUCGCUCGGCAUGGAACAGGACGGGCUGCACGCAUUCGCGGUUUGA
Molecule: messenger RNA, 2433 nt
Organism: Fusarium keratoplasticum
Lineage: Eukaryota; Fungi; Ascomycota; Sordariomycetes; Hypocreales; Nectriaceae
Exons: 1
Coding region: 1-2433 (810 amino acids)
Source: RefSeq, a predicted model, not a curated record